Copidosoma floridanum is the source of this 3246-nucleotide messenger RNA. RefSeq names its product phosphatidylinositol-3-phosphate phosphatase (gene mtm). Gene Ontology annotation, molecular function: phosphatidylinositol-3,5-bisphosphate 3-phosphatase activity; phosphatidylinositol-3-phosphate phosphatase activity. Gene Ontology annotation, cellular component: membrane; cytoplasm. NCBI's taxonomy places the organism in Eukaryota, Metazoa, Arthropoda, Insecta, Hymenoptera, Encyrtidae. Gene Ontology annotation, biological process: phosphatidylinositol dephosphorylation. The record is from RefSeq and is a predicted model, not a curated record.
AUGUGUAGGUAUGUUUGGACCGAAAUUUUCCGCAAUUAAUUUCUAAUCAAUUAGAGAGAGAGAGAGAGAGAGGUUAGUCGUUGUAAUGCUCGAAUUCAGCACUUAACUUGUCCAAACAAGUUCCGAAAUGAUUAUUUUUCGGCUAAAUUGAGGGCGUGGCAGUUUUUACUAGAGGACUUGAGCACUUACCUCCAGCUGUGUAUAUAUAAUGAUAGAAUCAAGAAGCUGUGUAUCAAGUGGUUGUACAAAUUAAAAACAUGGAUAAAAGGGGCAGUGCUGAACUUUUGAGCAUAGAUCAAAAUAAUUCCAAAAAUGCUAGUUCUGAUUCCCUCAAUUCAGACAGCAAGAGUAGUUCGCUUAAUUCCAAAAUGGGACAAGAAUCUGAAUGUUGGGAAAAAGCAUCUCGUUCGAAGAGCUUCUCGACAAGCUCAACCUCGACGGAUAAUAAUAUAAUUUCUGCCCUAGAAACUAAAAAAGAGAAUCAAGGAAAAGAGGAUGUGAAUCUGACUGGAAACGAGACAGGACCACCACUUCUGAAUGGCGAAAGGGUACACGGAGUAGCCAGAGACGUAACUUAUUUGUGCCCUUACUCAGGACCAUCUAGAGGAGUGCUCACUGUCACAAAUUACAAAUUGCAUUUCCGCAGUAUCGACAGAGAAACGCCCUAUAUCGUCGAAAUGCCCCUUGGUGUCGUUAGUAGAAUCGAAAAAGUCGGUGGUGCAUCCAGUAGGGGCGAAAAUUCCUAUGGCAUAGAAAUAUUUUGUAAGGACAUGCGAAAUCUCAGAUUCGCGCAUAAGCAAGAGAAUCAUUCCAGGCGAAACGUUUUCGAAAAAUUGCAGCAGUAUUCGUUCCCCUUGUCUCAUAGUAUGCUUCUUUUUGCAUUUGAGUAUUCAGAAAAUUUUCCCGAGAAUGGAUGGAACGUGUAUGAACCAAUUGCUGAGUUGAAACGAAUGGGAAUAAACAAUGAUAUGUGGAAAAUAUCAAAAAUCAAUGACUCGUACUCAGUGUGCGAUAGUUAUCCGGCAGUAUGGGCAGUACCAACAGCAGCUACGGACGAAGAUCUGCAAGCUUCUGCUGCAUUUAGAAGUAGGGGCAGGUUACCCGUUCUAUCCUGGAUCCAUCCAGAGAGCCAAGCGACAAUAACUCGGUGUGCACAACCGCUGGUGGGCGUAGGUGGCAAAAGAAGUCGUGAGGAUGAAAGAUACAUACAGCUGAUUAUGGAUGCUAAUGCACAGAGUCAUAAACUUUUUAUCGUCGACGCUCGGCCUAUGGCGAAUGCCGUAGCGAAUAAGGCGAAAGGAGGCGGGUACGAGAAUGAAGAUGCUUAUCAAAAUAGCGAAAUUGUGUUUCUCGAUAUUCACAACAUUCAUGUGAUGAGAGAGAGUCUCAGAAAAUUAAGAGAACUGUGUUUCCCGACUAUUGACGAAGCAAGGUGGUUGUCGGGCUUGGAGUCAACAAUGUGGUUGAAGCAUAUAAAAUACAUUAUUGCUGGAGCAGUGAAAAUUAUUGACAAAGUUGAAACUCACAAGACUUCUGUACUAGUACAUUGUUCUGAUGGUUGGGAUAGAACUGCACAACUCACUGCUUUGGCAAUGCUACUGUUGGAUCCUCACUACAGAACUAUCAAAGGAUUCGAAGUACUGAUUGAAAAAGAAUGGCUCAGUUUUGGUCACAAGUUUCAACAGAGAAUUGGUCACGGUGAUGAACAUCACAGUGAUGCAGAUAGGUCGCCUGUAUUUGUACAAUUUAUAGACUGCGUUUGGCAAGUUAGCCAACAAUUCCCUAACGCUUUUCAAUUUAAUGAGUAUUUCUUGAUAACAAUAUUGGAUCACCUUUACUCUUGUCGUUUUGGUACUUUCUUAUUCAGCAGUGAACGAGAAAGGGUGCAAGAACGACUGAAAGAGAGGACGGUAUCGUUAUGGUCCUUCAUUAAUAGCCAAAUACCUUUGUAUCAAAAUCCGCUCUACUGGGAUGGCCCAAACCAUCAAUUGGUAUUGUUACCAAUCGCUAGCAUGCGGUACAUCAAACCAUGGAAGAGUUUCUACUGCAGAUGGAACCCUAGUAUGAGACAACAGGAUCCAGUGUACCAGCGUACACGGGAACUUUUAGUUUUAAAAGAGCAACUUAAGAAAAAAGUCGAAGAGUGUAGGCGCGAGCAAGCGCUGCGUACCAAUAAUCGGCCAACAAUCAACUCAACAUCAUCAGCAACAUCGGCAGUACCUAGAUUACACUCACCUGUGCACUCUUAGCAGAGCCCAGUGGAGCAGCCUCGACUACUCCUUACCGUACGUCAACGAGUCUUAGACUAAUACUCUCGAUGAGGCACGCAAGUAUUGUUCAAAAUACAACACGCGUAGCUGUUCUCGCGCAUGCCAAGGUACGAUUUUUUUUUGUGAGAAAUCGCUUGGCUCUCUCGCGUCAAGACGAAAAAUGUUUUAAUAUUUUACUUUGACUGAAUCAGCAUCGCUGUUUGUACAAAAAGCGUUAUCUUUUAACUUUUUAAUCGAUUACUGGAUCGAGCAGGUGGACUCGAAGCACGCUUUUUAUGAAUAUAUUUGAUGAAAUAAACUAAAUAAAGUAACCUGUAUGCAUAUACAUGUAUUGAUAGCAACAAAGCAUACAAAACGUUACAGUGACUGUCAAACUGUUGUAUAUUAGUACACACUCACGUCACUCACACACAAACAUACACACGUAGAAGUCGGUACAAAAUAAAGUAAUUUCAUACUUGUAAGAAAAUAUUUCGAGAAUAAAAAAAUAGGUCAAACAAAAAAAAAUAAUUUAUGCUUUCCAUCUAAACCUGCUGCUCGCGAAUUCUUUUUUACAGUCUCUGGACAUCUUUUGUUUUAAUUACAAUAUAUUAUCGUAAUUCAUAAAACUGUUGGCAGUUUCAUCAUUCUAGAACACAACGAGACAGAAGUACGUUGCCACGGAAUUUCUCAAAAAACAUGAUAAAUUAUAAAUCAUAAAUACAAAAAUCGUAAAUUUUUUAGUUAACUGAACAAAAGGUAAAACAAUGAAUCGUAAGGCUUUUGUGCAUAAGCUUAGGUAAGAAAGUCAUGCGUCAGGCCAACUGGCUGAGCAGGUAAAUCAAAUUAGUUGAAAAGAUAAAGUAUGGAUUAAGGAGAUAAGCGCAGUUCAUGAGCUUGCUUAGUUGAACCCAGCAUUUGAAGCAGAGUAUUUUGUUGCCGAUGCCUGGAUUUGCGUAAGAGAUGUUAACUCAAGACAAUUUUUUUCUAAUUAAUU